Xyrauchen texanus (razorback sucker) is the source of this 762-nucleotide messenger RNA. RefSeq names its product periphilin-1-like. The transcript is spliced from 3 exons. The record is from RefSeq and is a predicted model, not a curated record. Gene Ontology annotation, cellular component: nucleoplasm. Bases 36 to 302 code for a protein of 88 amino acids. NCBI's taxonomy places the organism in Eukaryota, Metazoa, Chordata, Actinopteri, Cypriniformes, Catostomidae. Gene Ontology annotation, biological process: negative regulation of DNA-templated transcription; negative regulation of gene expression, epigenetic; protein localization to heterochromatin.
UGUGUGUGAACCGUUCCUUUAAAUGUGAUGUCCUGAUGUCCUUUACCGUCUCACUGUCACGUCAGAGGAAGACAGGACACACGCUGAUCUCGCCGGAGGAUGUAAAGAUGUUCCUCCACACCGUCCUCCGUCAGCCAGCAAGAUAUUUUUUUCCGAUCUGGAUGAGAUUCCUGGUUUGGGUGGAGAACUCGAGGAACGUGUUGAGACUUCAGAAGAACGCCGAGCUCAAGCCAUCACUACCAAAGCUGUGGAGAUCGAGAAGUUGUACAAACAGGACUGUGAGACUUUGGGAACGGUGGUGAAGAUGCUGAUAGCCACAGGUCCGACUCUUGAACGGAAACUUCUGUCGGCGCUGAAAAAGAACCUGGUUGACAUCAGAGAACGAAGCCUGGAGAACUUCCGCCAGUUCAUCUCUGAGGACAUCCUUAAAACCGACCAGAGUGCCAAACGUAACCUCGAUCCAUAACUGGACCUUCAAGAAUUUAAUCUGACUACCUCAACUGGAAUAAACACACACUAAAUGAACAGUUUAGAGGUAAUUGUGAAUUUAUUUGUUUAGCCAAUUUUACCCAGUUUUUGCAUUGUUCAGCGCAAAUAAUAAAUGUUUUUAAAGCUUAUUUGUUAAGUAAUUUUGUACGAACAAGAACACAUUAGUGGCUCACCAGUUAUCCUAUAGUAUAACUGACUGUAAUAGUAUAUUAGUAUAUUAAUAGUAGUAUAUAUAUAUAUAUAUAUAUAUAGUUGAAAAACUGUAUGGGUAUA